AUGAACACACAGCCACCGAGAACCAAUGACAAGAAGCGAUCGUACACUGAUCCAAGUGUGUGUGUUGACCACCUUUGUGGGCUCUGUCCUCUAGAGUUUGUGCAGGGCUAUUCGUGCAACAAGGUGCAUGAUUUAGACUUGCAAACCGAAUACCAGCUCGAUAUACAACAAGAUCGUAGCAAAGCACGUGACAAGGAGCACUUGGAAAGUCUCGAACAAUUUAUCAAGAACAGGGAUAAUCUUGCGAAGGGGUGGCGGAUGCGUGCUCGAGAGAUGUUUGUAAAGGAUGAUAAAGCAAAGGACGCAAGGAGGCAAAUGUUGAGUCUGCACAGAGAAAUUGUACGCUUAUUGGACGAACGUGAUACCUUCAUUGGAAAAGGGGAUAUGACAGCAGCCGAUGGUCAUUUGGAAAAAGUGCAUGAAAGAAUCAGGUUAAAGAAGCAGGCAGAGGCUGAAGUCUCGAAAACUAUGGCAGUAGCUGCAAAUGAUGAUUCGGCAUUGGAUGUUUGUAGUACGUGUGGCUAUUUCUAUCUAGUGAGUCAUCCGGAACCUCAUCUCAAAUCCGAUCAACACAUUGCUUAUGAUCAAAUACGGAAAGCCAUUGAUGAAAUUCGAGGAAGGUUAAAAUAA
Molecule: messenger RNA, 630 nt
Organism: Lichtheimia ornata
Lineage: Eukaryota; Fungi; Mucoromycota; Mucoromycetes; Mucorales; Lichtheimiaceae
Exons: 8
Coding region: 1-630 (209 amino acids)
Biological process (GO): mRNA splice site recognition
Cellular component (GO): U2-type prespliceosome; U1 snRNP
Molecular function (GO): mRNA binding
Source: RefSeq, a predicted model, not a curated record